AGUGCUCUUGCAUCCAUCAGUCAUAAAUUUGAAGGUUAUGUACGUCCUUCGGUUCAUAAUGUUUUCGCAAAAAUGAACACUAUCGCGCACAAGUUCUACAAAAUUCGUCAGUCACUUCUUUGUAAUCCACAAUGAUACGAUCGGUGUUCAGUCCCUUGUGGACUGUCAGCAGAUUCUCGCUCUUGACAGAAAGUGCAACAUUCAAGUUAUUGCAUCAUAACGCGGAAAUUUUCAAAUCAAACCUGCGCUACACAAAUAUUCUACAAUAUCAUCAGUGCCGUGGGAAAAAGGAUGACUCUAAAGUGUCGGCGCUGUUCAAACCGGUUCCAGUUCAGUCGAACCGUGAUAACAUAAACAUUGGAGCUGAGUUAACCGGGAAAUUGGAUAAGGGUGAACUGUUAAAGAUCCUGAAUGCCUUCACACAAAAACCGGAAAUAAAGCGGAUGUGUGCAGAACACGGACUGGACGCAUUCCUUCAGCAACAAACUUUCGCCAGCUUUCGUCGCUAUUGUAUCGAUGCUGAGAAUCUACCGGCCGAUUUGCACAUCAUCAUCAGCGAUAUUCUACAGGGCGCCGGUCAUCCCGACGACAUAUUGCCAUACUUUUUACGUUUUGCUCGUAAAAUGUUUCCACACUUAGACUGCAUGGAGGAUCUAAAACAAAUCUCUGAUUUAAGAACGCCGGCCAAUUGGUAUCCGCACGCUCGGGCGAAGGCACGAAAAAUCAUUUUCCAUGCCGGACCGACGAAUUCCGGUAAAACGUACCAUGCAAUGAAUAGCUUUAUGAAGGCGAAAAGUGGAGUGUAUUGUGGACCGUUGAAAUUGCUAGCUGCUGAAGUGUUCAACAAAUGUAAUACGCUGGGGACACCAUGCGAUCUGGUUACCGGAGAGGAACGAAAAUUUGCUAAUGCCAAUGGCACACCGUCGAGUCACGUAGCCUGCACAGUUGAAAUGACAUCAAUAACCAAUCCAUACGAGGUGGCUGUCAUCGAUGAAAUUCAAUUGUUAAAGGAUCCCGGUCGAGGAUGGGCCUGGACAAGGGCAUUUUUGGGUUUAAUUGCUGAUGAGGUUCAUGUUUGUGGUGAAGCCGGUGCGGCAUCUCUAUUGGAACGUUUAUGCGAGACAACUGGGGAGGCAGUUGAGAUUCGGGAAUACAAGCGACUUACUAAACUGACGGUUGAAGACAGCGCGCUGGGGUCAUUGGAUAACGUUGUUCCCGGCGAUUGUGUUGUGUGUUUCAGUAAAAAUGACAUUUACUCAGUUUCGCGACAGAUAGAAUCCAGUGGGAAAGAAGUGGCUGUUAUUUAUGGAGGAUUGCCGCCUGGUACGAAAUUAGCUCAAGCUGCCAAAUUUAAUGAUCCGCAGAACAGCUGUAAGGUCAUGGUCGCCACAGAUGCUAUAGGAAUGGGUUUAAAUUUGAGCAUACGAAGAAUCAUUUUCUAUUCACUGAAAAAACCCACGGUCAACGAGAAUGGCGAACGUGAAAUCGACGUAAUCUCAGUAUCUUCUGCCUUACAGAUCGCUGGAAGAGCCGGUCGUUUCGGAACCCAAUGGGAAAAUGGAUUUGUGACCGUCUUCCAUCCAGACGAUCUUCUAACGUUAAAAGGCUUGCUUAGCCAACAACCCGAACCUCUGACCCAAGCUGGUUUACAUCCCACCGCCGAUCAAAUAGAACUUUAUGCCUAUCACCUGCCCGACUCAACGCUGAGCAAUUUGAUGGACAUUUUCGUUUCGCUCAGCACCGUCGACGAUUCGUUAUACUUCAUGUGCAACAUCGACGAUUUUAAAUUCCUAGCCGAAAUGAUCCAGCACGUACCGUUAGCACUGCGGGCACGUUAUGUAUUCUGCUGUGCACCGAUCAAUCGAAAGAUGCCGUUUGUGUGUGCGAUGUUUUUGAAAUUUGCCCGUCAAUUCAGCAAAAAUGAACCGAUCACAUUUGACUUUGUCGUUUCGAAUUGCGGCUGGCCGUUUAGUUUACCGAACACAAUUCUGGAGUUGGUACAACUGGAAACUGUGUUCGAUGUCAUGGACUUGUAUUUGUGGUUGAGCUAUCGGUUCCCGGAUCUAUUUCCGAACGCAGCUCUCAUCAGAGAAACACAGAAGGAUAUCGAUGACCUAAUCCAGCAGGGUGUGUUCCAGAUAACCAAAUUGCUGAAAAACGCUGAAAAUGCAGCUGCGGAUACUAAAGAUGUUAAUUCAUCUGUAACCAGUAGCAGAAAGUCUGGCACUGAAAAUUCAGCAACAACCACUAAAGACGUUUAUUCACCUGUACCAAUUAGCAAAAAUUCUGGCUUCCAACGGAAAAACUCUGAAAAUACGGCGUCGCACACAAAUUACUUAGACACGAUACAGUCCGUGCAGCGCGGCGGUGGUCGUUUCACCCAAGAAAUUCUGAAGAAGGGGCUGAUAACGCAAGACAUGCUGAAUAAGUUGCAUCAGGAAUGGGGUCGAACAGGUAAAAGUAAUGCGGCUACGUAUGACGAUGAAACAUUGACGAAAAAAGGGAAGAAAGGAACUCGACGCAAGAAAUAAGAUAAAAUUUUGAUUGGAAAAUUUUUGUACAACCAAAAAAUAGUUUAUUGUUCGCAACAAUAAAGACGGUAAGACAGUU
Messenger RNA from Bradysia coprophila, 2610 nucleotides. It is a transcript of the gene Suv3, whose product is annotated as Suv3 RNA helicase. The record is from RefSeq and is a predicted model, not a curated record. Gene Ontology annotation, biological process: mitochondrial RNA 3'-end processing. Lineage: Eukaryota; Metazoa; Arthropoda; Insecta; Diptera; Sciaridae. Gene Ontology annotation, molecular function: RNA helicase activity; hydrolase activity, acting on acid anhydrides; ATP binding. Gene Ontology annotation, cellular component: mitochondrial degradosome.